Messenger RNA from Bacidia gigantensis, 1002 nucleotides. RefSeq lists its product as uncharacterized. The transcript has 3 exons. Bases 1 to 1002 code for a protein of 333 amino acids. The record is from RefSeq and is a predicted model, not a curated record. NCBI's taxonomy places the organism in Eukaryota, Fungi, Ascomycota, Lecanoromycetes, Lecanorales, Ramalinaceae.
AUGGAUCUCGUCAACAUUCUGGGAAGUAAUGAAGGCAUAGCCAGUCUGGGUGCGCAACUCGGACAGUUGUUGCAAAUGGAGAUGGUUCAUACGCCCGAGCCACCUUUUCAGAUUUUGGUACUUAUGGCUAAACUGGGAUCAACGAGUGAACGUGUAAGCCAAUUGAAUGAACUGCUUAAAGAAGACAUAGCGCGAGAUGACAAAAUCAUCAGCAUACGUGGCAUCCACAAGUUCUACACACUUCUCGGGGAAUGUAACGAUGGCUUCCGCAGAAUCGCUAUCUUGAUUGCUAAAGCGGGACCAGGAGUCCUCCUGAGAGUCAAAGAACACCAAAACAGGUGCAACAGCCAGGCGAAAGAGCAGUCUCAGGGUUCUCAAGAGAUGCAAUUACAAUUCGAAGUCGCAUGCUCUGAUGUUUUGGUCUCUUGUCGGACGCUGUCAGGCAUGCAGGGAUACAACACAGCUUUAGAUGUAUUGGAGAAGGAUCUGGGCUUUUGCGUAAAUGUACUGCGCUAUGCUUCAAUGAUGAGGCUGUGUCAAUCUGAUCAGGCUUCCGACGCACGUAAAACAGAAGCUCAAAUGUUCUCCUACAUGUGUGAAGCAUACAAGAAUCUCCUUGAAUACACGUCCUGCCAAGAUUCGACUGAUGAUAGACAAGCCAUAGAAGAUAAUGGACACGGUCCGAACCAGGAAGACUCUGCUGUGGCUGACGUGACGAUCGACGAUGAGCGGGAAAAGCAAGCCUCAGCGUUCGUUCAAAACUGGUCUGCUUCAAGUUGUGACGAGCAGACAUUCAUCGAGCAGAUGCACGACUUAGGCAUCGAAUUCAAGGGCCUUCAACUCACCGUAGAACCUCACCGAAGGACGUUUCUAGAGCUACCGAUUAAUACUCACGAGCUUGUUCAAAGAAUGAAAAAGUACGAAAGAAAUGAAAAUGCCGAGCUUGUUAGCACCUUUGAGACGUUCUGCUCCUACACAAUCAUCGAAGCUUCUCCACCUUGA